AGAUGCUCCUGGUGCCAAGAGAUUGAAAAGGAAGGAGAGAUGGGAGGGGGGGCAAGCAAAGGCCAUGCUUCUAGCGUUGCCAUCAAGGAAUCGUUCGAGCGAUCCUCGAAGCUCGAGCAGGAGGUGCAGCGCUUAGAGCAAGAGAAGCAAGAGCUGGAGCAGCAGCUGAAUGAGAAGAACUCCGACAUCGAGCAGCUCGGGGAGCUCAACAGGAACCUGGAGAGAGAGAAGGAAAACUUGGCCAAUGAGACGCAGAACUCGAUGGAGGAUCAGAAGUCAGCGGAGAAGAGCAUCUCAGAGUUGAAGAAGGAGAUGGAGGCGAUGCGGGCGCAGUUCUUCCGUCUUGAGGCGGAGCUGCGGGACACGAAAGGAGAGCUCAACAUUGAAAAGGAAGAGCACGGACACUCUCGUACUGAGAUCGAGCGCGUCGGUAAAAUGCUCACAGAAGCGAUCUCGGAGAAAGAACAAGUAGAGAACAAGAUGAAGUCUAUCCAGGAGGAGAAGGAUGAAAUCGAAGGAUUGUUGAGAGCUGCAAAGGAGUCCUCCGACUUAUACAAAGAUUUGUCAAGCAAGCUGAUGCAGAAGAAGGCUUCGUCAGAAGAGGGCAAAAGGAAAGGACACUUCAUCCUCAAUCAAGGAAGAAAGCAAAGAUGUUUCAACUUACAAAAAGGUCGUCGAGAAAGUUGAUGUCGACAAUCUUGCCAUGGUCAAGCCCA
Guillardia theta CCMP2712 is the source of this 716-nucleotide messenger RNA. RefSeq lists its product as hypothetical. The record is from RefSeq and is a predicted model, not a curated record. Lineage: Eukaryota; Cryptophyceae; Pyrenomonadales; Geminigeraceae. The transcript has 8 exons. The annotation marks the transcript as partial.